Nerophis lumbriciformis (worm pipefish) is the source of this 6494-nucleotide messenger RNA. The record is from RefSeq and is a predicted model, not a curated record. Lineage: Eukaryota; Metazoa; Chordata; Actinopteri; Syngnathiformes; Syngnathidae.
AUGUGUAGCCAGAGCCCCUUUUCACAGAGCUCUUCUUCUCCUGCGAGCCCUGUCUCGCUCAAGGCUGCGAUGUCAAUGCCGUAUCUGGCGAGUUCCUUUCCUAUCAAGGCUGUUCUCCUCUGUAGUCUGUCUGCAUCGUCUCUGUCCAGAAGUGUGCGCACAUUCCAUGCGCCCAAUGUGAGAGGAACUAUCCUCGUUUUCUUUGUGUUUCGACCGCUGCCCUCCAGCCGCGCCCCUUCCUCAAGCCAUGGAGGUGAGCAGUGCAUUCCUGAAAAGGGCGGCUCAGUCACCCAGUGUGCUGCCGGACUUCACUGCUGCUCCAUGUCAGCAAAGAACGACCAAUGCCCUGUGCAGGAUUACAGCUACGGCUUCCAGUGUACCCACCCCUGCCGCUUCGCCGCUUGCCUGCCGCCACAGGACUUGUCGAGGGCAAAUCUUCAUGUGGCUUUGCAAGAGAAACAUCGUCUGAACCUUCAACCGAUCGGCUGUCACCUGAAGGCAUCCAAGUAUGACCAGGUCCAGUCAGACUCUGAGUGGCUGAAGCAGAAGGGGACUCAGGGCAAGUGGAGGACCUGGAACAGUUUUACAGGAACACUUCCAUCAGCUGUCCAAAGAAGUGCUGAGUUUGCGUUUACAAUCCAUCCUGCAGUUAACCCCGCCUCUAAGUGCCAAGGUCUGCGCACAUCACAGGUGGGACCAAGAGACCUGGUUGGAUCUGAAAGCAGACGCACGCAGUGCCCACAGCAGACUGGAGACAAAGGAGGACCGCAUUGGCCGUCCGUCAAGUCCCGCACCCUCACAGCGGACCGCACCAGCUGCCCCCGGCGGCUGAACCCGUCCGAGAUGGAGGAUGAAGCGAGCCCACCAGCCAGGCCCAAGCCUCGGUACACGGGCCAGGUCCGUCUUUGCACUGCCCGAUACAGUUAUAACCCCUACGACGGACCGAACGAGCACCCUGAAGCAGAGCUCCCCCUUGUGGCGGGGAAGUAUUUGUACGUCUACGGCAACAUGGACGACGACGGCUUCUAUGAAGGGGAGCUCCUGGACGGCCAGCGAGGACUGGUCCCUUCCAACUUUGUGGAGUUCAUCCAGGACAAGGAGAAGCUCACCAUUCAAGCCGGAGACGGUGGUGAGGAGCAUAAAGCCCUGGCCUUGAUGACAGUGGACGGGAGUGGUGGCCAGGACCGUCUGCUGGGCUUGUCCAAGGCCUUGGUUCCCUGUAGCAACGGGACAGCGGGGCCCUUGGACCCCGAGGACCUGGCUGAAGACGUUGUGCCUUAUCCUCGUAAGAUCACCUUGAUCAAGCAACUGGCGCGGAGCGUCAUCGUGGCCUGGGAUCCUCCGGUCGUGCCUUUGGGCUGGGGGAACAUCUCCGGCUACCAGGUGUCGGUGGACGGCGAGCUGCGUGCCACUUUACAGUCCGGCGGACGCACCAAGUCCUUGCUGGAGAAGCUGGACCUGGACGGCUGCGUUCACCGCGUGUCCGUGCAGAGCGUCACCGACAGGGGCGUGUCGGACCAGCUGCGCUGCACUUUGUUGGUGGGAGCCAACGUGGUGGUGGCCCCUUGUGGCCUCCGGGUGGACGACAUCCGGCGGGACACGGCCGAGCUCUCUUGGUUGCCUAGCAACAGUAACUACGGUCACACCGUCUUCCUGGACGGGGCGGAGCACGCGGUGUUGAAGCCGGGCAGGUACAGACUGCGUUUCUUCAACCUGAAGCCGCUGACGGUGUACAAGGUGACGGUGUCGGCGCAGCCCCACCAGGUGCCGUGGCAACUGCCUCUGGAGCAGCGGGAGAGGAAGGAGGCAGGAGUGGAGUUCUGCACUCAGGCUGCAGGUCCAACAUCAUAUUGCAGAACAGGGCCUCCACUGCCCCCGCAAGAUGUACAGGUGCUGUGUGGGCAGGCACCCGGGGUCCUGCAGGUCCGCUGGAAGCCCCCCGCCCUUUCUCCCACGGGCACGUCCAACGGGGCCAACGUCAUCGGUUACGCCGUCUGCACCAAAGGACAGAAGAUCGCAGAGGUGAUGUUCCCCAUGGCCGACUAUGUGACCGUGGAGCUGACGAGGAUUCAGUGCCUGGAGGCCAGGGAGGUCAUAGUGAGGACUCUGUCCGCACAGGGAGAGUCCCAGGACUCCCACAUCGCCGCCAUUCCAAACAACCUGCUCGUGCCUCUACCUCCAAUUCCGCUGCCGGCGCCAAUGCACCCCCACCCCCACCAGCCUCACCUUACGUCCCCCCACCUUCCUCACGCCACCCCCCAGCUUCCUGCGUUGUUGCCGCCUCCAGCCCACGGGCAACCGCUCCCGCUGCACCCGCAUCCUCCGCACCCUCAACCCCACCCGCGACUGCCUCACCCCGGCGUCCCUCCCCAGGGUCGGCCUCCUCAUCCGCAGGCCCUCCACCCUCUUCACCAAGGUCCGAGGCCGCAGCACCGCCUGCCUCUGCAGCCGCACCCUCACCCCCACCCGGUACCUCAGAGACCAGUAAGUGCCAGAGACCUGGAUGCCAAAGAGCAAGUCGCCCACCACGGGGCAGCUGUCCCACCCAACCAACUCGGUUGGGCCCCCGUACGCUCCCCGUCCUCCCAGCCGCCUGUAGCCAUGCAAGGCCACACCCUGGAGGCCCCGCCCCAUGGCAAUCCACGCUCACCCUCCCCACAAAGGAUUCUACCACAGCCAAGAGGCACUCUAGUCCCGGACAACGUUGCCAAAGCCAUCGCUCGGGAAGCAGCGCAGAGAGUGGCGGCGGAGAGCGGCAAGGGGGAGCGCAGGCCAGCUAGCUACGGCGAGCGGGGUCAGACCUUCCACCAGCACCACUCGGAUGAGGAAGAGGAGGACGAGGAAGGGUUUACGCGCCGCAGGCGAAGGGGUCCUUCGGUGGACGAGUUCCUCCGAGGCUCUGAGUUGGGCAGGCCGCCUCACUAUAGUCACAAUGAAGAGUAUCACAGCGAGAGCAGCCGCGGCUCUGACCUGUCUGACAUCAUGGAAGAGGAUGAGGAGGAGCUGUACUCAGAGAUGCAGCUGGACGAGGGACGCCGACGCAACUCGCACAACACUCCCAAGUCCGCUAACUCCUCGGGAGGCCGUCACCAGCGCGACGGCGGCAGGAGGAUCCACCAUGGCGGCCCGCAGCCUCAGAGACCGCCUCUCACCGUCCCUGCCAUUGACGGUCCCCGGGAGCGCCGCUCGCCCACCUACCUGGACGAGUCUGAGCCGGAGGAGUCAUUCCGGGUGUUCGUGGCGCUCUUUGACUACGACCCUCUGUCCAUGUCCCCCAACCCUGACGCGGCCGACGAGGAGCUGCCUUUCAAAGAGGGACAAAUCAUCAGGAUAUACGGGGACAAAGACACAGAUGGCUUCUACCGAGGGGAAGUGCGAGGCAGGAUGGGUCUGAUUCCGUGCAACAUGGUGUCUGAGAUCCGUGCAGAGGAUGACGAGACCAUGGAGCAGCUCAUCAAACAGGGUUUCCUGCCUCUCAGCACCCCGGUGGACAGACUAGAGCAAAACAGGCGAGGUCUCCGUCGAGGUGAAGCCUCCAGGAGGAUGGUGGCGUUGUACGACUACGACCCUCGAGAGAGCUCACCCAACGUUGAUGUUGAGGCUGAGCUGACCUUCUGCACGGGUGACAUCAUUGCGGUGUUUGGUGACAUCGACGAAGACGGCUUCUACUAUGGGGAGAUCAAUGGCCACCGCGGUCUGGUCCCCUCCAACUUCCUGGAAGAAGUGCCUGACGACGUGGAGGUGUACCUGACCGACACGCCCUCCCACUUCCCCCCUGAGGAGCCCGCCAACCGGCCCCCUGCUGCCAACUCGGUCGCUCCCGUCCCGGAUCCCAAACGGAUCGCCAUCGACAACGCCAUCGACAACACUGCCACGCCAGUCCGCACGCCAGUCCGCACGCCGUCCCCCAUCGUCGGCCCCCUGCUGCCGGGCACCAUGCGGCCUCUCAGCCCCACCAGGGGCCCCCUGCGCGCCCCCCCGGACCCCUGCGACGCUCACGAUUUAGCAAACAAGAAGAAGAAAGGACUGCUCUCCAAGGGGAAGAAGCUCCUAAAGCGGCUCUCUCCUGCCAAGUAGAACAUGGACAUGCAGUACACACACUACAUGCAGUACACACACUACAUGCAGUACACGCACUACAUGCAGUACAUGCAGUUUGUGCAGUACGUGCAGUACAUGCAGUACACACAGUACAUGCAUUACAUGCAGUACAUGAACAUAGCAGUACUCUCUACUGUGCCAAAAGUAAAGAUUACUGUGAUGUACUUCACCAUGUGUAUUAUAUCUUAUACUUUCAUCCAGGGGUGCCCAAACUUUUUCCACCGAGGGCCAUAACUGACAAAUCAAAGGAUGUGGCGGCCAUUUUGCUAGUUUUCACCUUUGAAACCAGUACAAUAUUUACUUAUUUUCAUUUUCCAAAGAACGAGAAAAUGCAAUUUUGUUAGAAAUGUUGUGUGAAUGCUGAAGAGCCAAAGUCGAAGUGAAAUGCUAACAGUUAGCACGCUGGCCAGAUAUGAGCUAAAAAAUGCUAGCAUGCUGAGCAAAAAGUUAGCUUUAGUGAAAUACCAAAAUAUGAUGUGAUGUGUAUACCUGCUAAAUUAGCUAAAAAAAGCUAGCAUGCUAACGUUAGUUUGCGAAAACCAAAAUAUAAUACCCUGAGGUGUGUACAUGAAAAAUGCAUUCAAAAUGCUAGGAUGCUAAUGUUAACAUGUAUCAAGUCAUAUUUUAAAAUAUGACUGAGGCGUAUACCUCCAAAAUGAGCUAAAAACAACAGAAGCAAGCAUACUAACGUUAGCAUGCUAGCAGGUAUCAAUCGUCAAUAAACAAAACAUUUGGUGCUAAGGUGUAUACCUGCAAAAUUUGCACCAAAAAAAGAAAAAAAGCCAGCAUUCUACUAUUAGAAUACUAACGAUUGUGCUGCGAGCCGUUAGAAAAUUAGUUACGAGAUGUCAUCUUCAAAACGACAACUAUUUACAGAUGUAUUUCAAAGAACUACAAAAUGCAGUUUUUGGUAGAAAUGUUGUGUGACUGCUGAAGAGCCAAAGCCAAACUGAAAUGCUAACCGUUAGCAAACAAAAAAGAAUAUGAGCUAAAAAGCUAGCAUGCUAACAGUAGUAUAUUAAUAAUAGCGUGCUUACAGUUAGCAUUAGUGAAAUACCAAAAUAUGUGACACUGAGAUGUAUACCUUGCUAAUUUAGCUAAAAAAAAAGUUAGCAUGCUAAUGCUAACUGUAACAUUUGUCAAGGUCCAAAAUAUAAUACUCUGAGGUGUGUACUUGAAAAAAUAGUUUCAAAUGCUAGGAUGCUAACGUUAGCAUCCAUCCAGUGCCACAAUACGACUGAGGCGUAUACCUCCGGAAACAAGAGAAACAAGCAUACCAACGUUAGCAUGCUAGCAGGUAUCAUUCGUCAAGUAACAAAACUAGAGAUGUCCGAUAAUGGCUUUUUUGCCGAUAUUCCGAUAUUGUCCAACUCUUAAUUACCGAUUCCGAUAUCAACCGAUACCGAUAUAUACAGUCGUGGAACUAACACAUUAUUAUGCCUAAUUUUGUUGUGAUGCCCCGCUGGAUGCAUUAAACAAUGUAACAAGGUUUUUUUUCAAAAUAAGAGAACAACUUCAACUCAAGUUAUGGAAAAAAGUGCCGACAUGGCACUGCCAUAUUUAUUAUUGAAGUCACAAAGUGCAUUAUUUUUUUUAAACAUGCCUCAAAACAGCAGCUACGAAAACAAUGAAGGCACACAGCUUCAGUCCAGAGUAUACUAGAGUCAUAAAGUAAACAAUGACAUAGUCCUCCUUUAGUGCAAGACUGCCUGGCAUACUGUAUAACAGGGAAUUAUAAACUGGGCUCAAUCUGCCUUGCUCUAACGUAUUCAUAUGAGUAACAAAAAUGUUCUGCAAGCUAGUGGUGAGUGCUUGAAGUGUUCACUGCAAGCUGCAAAGUCUGCGCCAUGCAGGGCAGACUAGCCACACCAAACUCCACCGUAGUUUUUGCCAUACUGCGUGCGUUGUCCCUGACCACAACGUGGGCUUUCGCCCUGGGGGUGGUUUUUGUUGUAUUUUAGUUUUUUCUCGGCGGAGUCUUUAAGCGACAACUGUGUGGUACUACUUUUUUUACGGUGUUUGCUUUUCAUCCAUCGUCCGCUUGUAUUCACCGUGUAUCUCCUUAUGAUUCUUGAAGAGGCGGGAGAUCAAAUUGCUCGUAUUAAAGGAAGACGUCUUGGUUCCUCCUCGCAUAACCAACUUUUUGCAGUCAUUGCAAAUUGCCAGUUUUUUAACCGUCAGACACACUUUAAAGGGGAACAUUAUCACAUUUUCAGAAGGGUUAAAACCAUUAAAAAUCAGUUCCCAGUGGCUUAUUUUAUUUUUCGAAGUUUUUUUCAAAAUUUUACCCAUCACGCAAUAUCCCUAAAAAAAGCUUCAAAGUGCCUGAUUUUAACCAUCGUUAUAUACACCCGUCCAUUUUCCUGUGACGUCACACAGUGAUGCGAACACAA